AUGUCUGAAACUAAAGAGUUAGAUUAUCCAAGGUAUGCCCAUGUAGAAGGGCACACGGAUGUAUGUUACUCGGAAGAUGGACGAUAUUUGAUUACGUGUGGUCAGGAUGGAGAUAUACGAAUAUGGGAUGGUAUUGAAGAUGGCGAUCCUAUUGAAAAAUGUGUUGGUAGUGAAGCAUUUGCCGUACAUCAAUCAGGAGAUAUGUUAUAUGUUGGCGAUGAUCAUCAUACACUUCAAGUUUACACAUUUCCAAAAGCAGAGUUAAUAGAUACAUUAACUCGAUUUACUGCUUCAGUCUGUUGUUUAGAUUCAUCUAAGGAUGGCAAACUAAUUGCUGCUGGUGCAUGUGACUCAUCUAUUCAAGUAGUGAAUAAAGAUACUAAAAGUGUAUUGAAUUUUAAUGGUCACAAAAGUCCAAUUUUAUCUAUUAAAUUUGAUGCAUUAGCUGAGUUUUUGGUGUCAUCCAGUUGUGAUGGAACUGUAAAAAUAUGGAGUAUAGAAAAAAAAUCUGUUGUAAAAGAAUGGACUAGUGUGAUACCAGUUAGCAAUGCAUUUCAGCAUUCCAAGAUCAAAUGUACUCCUGCAUGGGAUCCUAUAGAUGGAAACUCAUUAGCUAUACCUUUUGGCAAAGAAAUAAAAUUGUUCCAAAGAGGCUUAUGGAGAGAACUUUACACACUACAUGACUACCGAUUAUCAGAACAAGAGAUCACUGUUAUGAGUUGGUCAAAAUGUGGUAGAUAUAUAGCUGCUGGAACAAACACAGGAUUUAUAUUGGUGUGGAAUGUAUCAUCUCAAGUAAUUGUAUUACAUGCAGAGUGUAAGGAACGAUAUUCUAUAAGAAGUUUAGUCUGGUGCCCUAAAAAUGGUGAACACACACUAGCCUAUUGUGAUGAUCAUGGCCAAUUAGGUUUGGUUGAAAAUGCUGAAUCAGAUGAUUUUAAUAUAGAUCCAACUUAUGACAAGGAAAACAUAUUAAUGAUGGAUGAAGAGUCUAGUGAUAAUGUUAUAUCAUUAGAGCAAAUAAAACACGAUGCUGAAGUUGAACUUAACAAGCAAAGAGGUGUAUCUUUAAAUAAUGUUGAUGGUUUAGAAAUUGAUGACGACAAUAGCAAUUUGUCUUCUAAAUAUAUUCCUCCUACUGCUAGUUUCACUGUGGAUCUACAAAGUCCAUUUCAACCUUGUUCAACACCUGUUCAUCUACAAAGGCGCUUCAUGGUUUUCAACGAUGUUGGUUAUGCUCGUCAAACUAACACUGCUGAUGAAAAUGUAAUUGAUGUAGAUUUUCAUGAUAACACUGUCCAUCAUGCUUUUCGUAUCAAAAAUGUCUUAGGACAUACUAUCGCUGCUAUGUGUCAAGAAGCAUUAGUCUUAGGUUGUGAUACUCAAGAUAAUACACCUAGCAAAUUGGUCUGUGUACUACUAAAUUCAUGGGAUGGUAAACGUGAAUGGACUGUUGAUUUACCUGAUGAUGAUGAUAUAUGUGGAUUAGCAGUUACUGCUGAUUGGAUUGCGGUUGCUUCAGUAUCGCGUUUAUUAAGAUUAUUUACUCUUGGUGGUGGCCAAAGAGAGAUAAUAUCUAUACCUGGACCUAUAGUAGCUAUAUAUGGAUCCAGAGACCGUUUAGUUGUUGUGCAUCAUUGUGGGGCCCCUAUACCUGGUGAACAAAAUUUGCGAUAUUGUGUGUACAAAAUUGAUAGCCGUGUUGAAGCCGUUUGUUCUGGUUAUGUGCCACUGUUUCCAAAAUCAACUCUUAGAUGGGUUGGUUUUUCUGAUUAUGGAUCAUUGUGUAUUCUAGAUUCUGCUGGAACUUUACGAAUGUUGAUUAAAUCCUAUUGGAGUCCCUUAUGUUAUGUAGAUAAUACGUGGAAGGACACUACAAAUCAUUAUUUUGUCAUUGGAGUCAGUGAGGCACGUCAAGAUAUAAGAUGCAUUCUUUGUAAAGGUUCUUAUUAUCCUGCAACAACACCUCAUCCUUUUUUGAAUGAAAUACCCUGGCAGAUUCCAUUGUGUGAUCUUAAUCAAGAAAAAGGUGAAUUAGAAGAAAAAUUUUGGAGAUCCAAUAUAGCUUUAUCAAUUUUACCGGAAGAAGAUGGACUUCAGUAUGAUAAAGAAUUAAAAACUACAUUUUUAAAACUGUUUGCUAUGGCAUGUAAGAGUGGUCAUGAUAUGAGAGCAUUAGAGCUAUGUAAACUUAUAAGAUCUGAGCAAUAUUUAAAUUUAGCCCUCAAAUAUACAAUGCGAGUUGGGAAUAGUAGUUUAGCAACAAAAAUUACAACAAUUAUAGAAAAUGAAGCAAUAGUAGAUGAUGGACCAAAACCAGUAACAUAUUCAGAAUUAUUUAAUGGUCCAUCAACUUCAUAUAACAAGAAUACAAACUAUAUUUCACAACAAUCGCAAGAUUUAUUUUCUGAAAAAUACAGUCCAAAUGAUAAGGAAGACAAUAAUAAAGUUGUAGAAUCAUCAAGUAUUUUGGCAGUUAUAAAAAAGAAACAAGAAUCUGAACUGAUGAAUGAGUCCAACGAUAUAGAUCGAGCUUUUAAUCCAUUUAAAAAAAAAACUGGUGGACAAGCUAAUAUUUCAAUUGGUACUCUUUCGCCACUUGAUCAAACAAACGAGCCCUCGAAUGACAAUAAAAGAAAAUCUGAUUUAAAUGACAGUUCCGAAGACAUUAAUUCAACAAACAAAUCAAAAAAACCCAAAGGAGUUUCAAAGUUGUCAUCUUUUAUUUUUAAAAAAUAA
Macrosiphum euphorbiae (potato aphid) is the source of this 2739-nucleotide messenger RNA. The record is from the annotation of a GenBank genome assembly. Lineage: Eukaryota; Metazoa; Arthropoda; Insecta; Hemiptera; Aphididae.